Molecule: messenger RNA, 531 nt
Organism: Torulaspora globosa
Lineage: Eukaryota; Fungi; Ascomycota; Saccharomycetes; Saccharomycetales; Saccharomycetaceae
Exons: 1
Coding region: 1-531 (176 amino acids)
Source: RefSeq, a predicted model, not a curated record
AUGGAUUUUGUAGAUAGCGUCGACGAUCCUGUAGUUUUCUUUACGGAUGACAGGGACAGCGAGAUCUUUUCUAGAUCUUUGGCGACGCCGAUUGCAGAGGGUGAGGUCUUGGAGGAAGAUGAGCGAGUGAGGAUUAUUAACGAGAUAUUUGGAGCUGGACUUGCAGCGUUUGGUAACGUCGGGUUGAACCCCGGAAAACCGAGCUGCGACUGCGAGCUGAACCAAUAUCAGCAAAAUAAACCGCAGGAUGGCAAUAGGGACUCGUGUGAAAAGUCACAAUCUUCAGUACCCGAUGGGAAAGCGACUAGAACGGUAUCCGGAAUGCCCGUGUUGUCCAGGAGGAAGUCCAACCCCUUUUAUUGUCCGUCGAGACAGAUCAUGGAUUUAGUUUCGAAAAGGAGGAAAGCGAAGGGUCCCAACUUAUUGAAGAGCCAAUCUAGCGGUCCGAUUCUGACCUUGAAUCAAAUGCAUGGCGAACGCAAGGCAAACAAACGAUCCGGUGCUGGUUCAUCGAGGACAAGCAGACCAUAA